AUGUCACCCGCACCACUCCCCGACCCCCAGCGCCUCAUCACCGACACCGACCUCUCCACCGGCCUCUCCCACUUCUCCGCCUCCACCCCGGAAAGCCUCGCCGUCAAGCACGACCUCGGCGGCGCCCUCUUCCGCCUCGCCUACCUCACCGACGCGCACCCCAUCGACCUCGAUCACCGCCGCGAUCUGACCGCCUACCUCGACCACCUGGCCCACGGCAGCGUCCCGCCCGUGACGCUCCCCGGCGGCCGGGGCCUGAUCUGGUACAUUGACACGCCGCCCGGCGCGGCCAGCCCGCUGCACCGCACUGUCAGCUUCGACGUCGUGGUCCAGGUCGCGGGGGAGGUGGAGAUCACGCUCGAGUCCGGGGAGACGCGCGUGCAGAAGCCCGGGGACAUGGUCAUUCAGCGCAGCACGGCGCAUACGUGGCGCAAUCCGAGCGAGGAGGAGUGGUCGCGCAUGGUGGGCGUCAUGUACUCGAGCAAUCCGGUUGUUCUUGACAACGGCACGGAACUCGGUCCCACUGGGCUCUGA
Messenger RNA from Akanthomyces muscarius, 534 nucleotides. RefSeq lists its product as uncharacterized. The transcript has a single exon. Bases 1 to 534 code for a protein of 177 amino acids. NCBI's taxonomy places the organism in Eukaryota, Fungi, Ascomycota, Sordariomycetes, Hypocreales, Cordycipitaceae. The record is from RefSeq and is a predicted model, not a curated record.